Messenger RNA from Pneumocystis murina B123, 2337 nucleotides. RefSeq lists its product as hypothetical. Lineage: Eukaryota; Fungi; Ascomycota; Pneumocystomycetes; Pneumocystales; Pneumocystaceae. The transcript has 14 exons. The coding region runs from base 1 to 2337 and encodes 778 amino acids. The record is from RefSeq and is a predicted model, not a curated record.
AUGGGUUUUCCGGAGACAGCAGUUCUUAGAAGUAGAUCUGAGAGUAAUCAAGAAAAGCUUCCGGAUAUGUCUCUUGCUUUAAAAGAAAAUUUGUCUCGAGAUGCACAUUAUAACAAUUUAGAUUCUAUAUUUUCAUCUUCUUUUUCAAAGAAUCUGGAUCCUACGAAAAAUCUUGCUUCUCGUUUUAGUUCGUGGAAAGUUUUGUUAAAAGAGCUUGUUAUUUAUUUUAAGGCGGUUAUUAAUAUUGAAGAAGUCAAGGCAAAUGAGUUUAAAAAAUUAGGCAGUAUACUUAAUAUUCAUUCUAAUGAAAAAUCUUUUCAAGAUGGUGGAAUUCAAGAAGUUGAAAAAGUCUUUUGUGAAUGGAAUCGGAAAUAUUCCACACAUUUGUCUAUGAUACCAGGCAGUGUAAAUCAGGAAAUUAUUUUGAAGUUGGAAAAACUUAGAGUAAUGUUGAGUGAACGUGUUAAAGAUAUUUCGAAGAUGUCUUCUCAGUUCCGUAAUAAUUUAAGUAAGGAAGCAGAUACUACUAAAAAGUUGAUGGAAAUUUAUAAACAAUCUUUGUUAAGAUGGGAAUCUAGUCCUUAUCAGAUUACUCCUAGAACAGAUCCAUAUAUUAUUAAGCUUUCUUUAGAAAAGCAAAUCGCACAAACUCUUUUAGAAGAAAAUGCUUUACAACAGGCUUAUUUAAAUAUAGAGAAUUAUUGUCGUAAUAUUGAAAGAUCUGUAAUAAAUACUGUUCGAGAGGUUUUUAGUGAAUAUAAAGAUAUUCUUCAAAGAGAAGUCUCAUUUAUAUCUGAUUUUAAUAAGAACAUUGUUACUGCAGAUGAUUCUAUUUCUCUUGAUAAGGGAUGGAAUAAUUUUCUUAGAGAAGAUUCUUCUUCCAGCAAUCCUAAGGAUUCUGUUAAUUUCCGGAAACUUAGGUAUUUUUGUGAUCUUUUAUAUGCUCAGAAUCAUCCCGCUGUUAAAGAGAUACGCAGUGGUUUUCUACAAAAGAGAACUAGAAUUUUGAAAUCCUAUAAUAGCAGGUUUUAUGUACUUACUGCAUCUGGGUUUCUUCAUCAAUUUAAAUCGGAUAAUCUUUCUUCCGAUCAAAUACCACAAAUGUCCUUAUGUCUUCGUGAAUGUGAAAUUUGCGAGCAUAGUUCUGCUGAUUCUCAGAAAUAUAAAUUUUCUUUGAAGGGAUCUAAAAAUGGAAGUUCUGGUCGAAUUCAUACAUUUGUUUUUAAAACAAACACGUAUGAUGACAUGAUUGAUUGGUAUAAUGAUAUAAAGAAAUUCACGGGGUUAUUGAAUAUGCCUGAAAAUGAAUUCAGGGAUUAUAUUGUAGCCUUGCAAGUAGGAAAUUCAGUGGAUGGUCAAGCAACAGAUAUUCCAAAUGAUGCAUCUGAUCAGGAAAAGAAGUUUUCAUUAGUUUUGAAAGAUGAUUUUAAAGAUGAUGUUGAUAUUAUGACAUCAGUAUCCAGUGCUUUUUAUGAGACAAAAUCUUCGGUUCAUAAUGGACAAAUGGAUCAUACGGCAAAUAAAGAGUGUAUCACGAAUGAAAAUGGUGAUCUAAAUAAAAAUAGCUCUUUUAGUGGAGAGAACAAAAUAUCUGUUUGUAUAAACGGUGAUAUUACUUCUGGACAGGAGAAAUCGGAGAAGGAUGUGUUAACUGAUACUUCUGCUUUAUUGAAUACUUCUGGUACAUGUGUAAAUGAUUCUACUGACCUAAAAGACACGACUUUUGGGUCUUCAAGUAAUUCUUCGUAUUCAUCAACAAAUGAAUAUUCAUGUCCUAUGGAUAUUCAAAAUUCUCCUCCUAAUCAUAAAUCUGAUUUAGGCAAACCAGUAGUUGAUACGCAAAAGAAUUCUAAUCAAAGAGAUCGAUCUUGUUCUUUACAUCCAGUACUUGAACCUCAGGUAAAUAAUAGUCAAGGAUUAUGUUCUUCAUUAUCAUAUCCUGGUUUAUCUCAAUCGCCUUUGUCUGCAACUACACAAUCUAAAUUUAAGGAGGAUUUGGGACAGGCUGCUCUUUCUAAUUUGGAUGUAAGUGACAUUUCUGACAAUAAAUUAGAUUCAGAGCAACUGCAAUGUUCAAAAAAUAUCGGAUCAGUGAAUGGGGCAGAUAAUAUAUCUGGUAUGCCUUCUGAUAAAGCAUUAGAUAGCGCAGAAUUAUGUUCUCGAAAGUCUAUAGUGGAAUCGGAAUGUCAAUUGCCUUCUGCUGUUUCUGAUUCAGAAGUUUUGGGGAAAUCUAAUCAUAAAGAAUUAAAAGAAAAUUUGAAAGUAUUAGAUAAUAAUGAUUAUUUAACUAAGGAAUUACAUAAAAGUGAUAAGGAUGUUCCUAGCAAAAACGUAUAG